Messenger RNA from Gastrolobium bilobum, 1665 nucleotides. RefSeq names its product cyclin-H1-1. Gene Ontology annotation, molecular function: cyclin-dependent protein serine/threonine kinase regulator activity. The transcript has 14 exons. Gene Ontology annotation, cellular component: nucleus; transcription factor TFIIK complex. Lineage: Eukaryota; Viridiplantae; Streptophyta; Magnoliopsida; Fabales; Fabaceae. Gene Ontology annotation, biological process: regulation of transcription by RNA polymerase II; regulation of cyclin-dependent protein serine/threonine kinase activity. Bases 398 to 1405 code for a protein of 335 amino acids. The record is from RefSeq and is a predicted model, not a curated record.
UUUAAAUUUUCUUUCUCUUCCUUGUUCUCUUUCUUCUAUCUUCCAUAUGUGUAGGAAAUUGUUUUUUUAAAACAAUCCUCCAAGUUAUAAGUCCGUAGCAAACUAGCAAUUAAUGCAGAGGCCACUUAGUUCUUGUUUUAAGCCCUAUUUUUUUUUCUGAGGAGGAAGAGGCAGAGCAUAGUCCCCGUCGAUAGAAUAACCGGUGAUGCACGUCACGAUACAUGUUUGUUCCUUUGUUAUAUGAGUUGAUUAGCAUGAGCAUUCCUACCUAAACAAGGGACACACUUCCUCUCAUCUUGAAGAACUUUGAACUUCCAAUCAAUCAGUGUUUUCCCCAUUUUGAUUUGUUGUUAACGUAACUUAGCAAAAGCAACUGAGUUAGGGUUUCUGAAUUGCCAUGGCUGAUUUUUUCACCUCGACCCACCGAGCUAAGUGGAUCUUCUCUCCUCAACAGCUGGUUGAGAAAUAUAGAGCUGCUAAUCAGAGAGCCAAACAAAUUCUAGAGAAGAGUGGAGCAACUCUAAUGGAAGUAGAUGUUGAUGGGUCGUUGUCAUAUCCUGAAGCCCAGAUGACCGCAAAGGAUAAUGCUGAAAAGCAUUCUCGGACAAAACCUCUUAGUAUUGAAGAAGAACAAUGCAUAAGGGUAUUUUAUGAAAACAAGCUACAAGAAGUAUGUAACAAUUUUCACUUCCCUCAUAAGAUCCAGGCAACUGCCCUCAUCUAUUUUAAAAGGUUCUACUUGCAAUGGUCGGUGAUGGAACAUCAACCAAAAAAUAUAAUGUUGACCUGCAUAUAUGCUGCUUGUAAGAUAGAAGAAAAUCAUGUAUCAGCUGAGGAGCUUGGUAAGGGGAUUUCACAGGAUCAUCAAAUGAUUCUCAAUAAUGAGAUGAUAGUUUAUCAGAGUUUGGAAUUUGAUCUUAUUGUUUAUGCACCAUAUCGCUCUGUUGAAGGUUUUAUAAAUGAUAUGGAGGAAUUUUGUAAUGCUGGUGAUGACCAGCUUCAAAUGCUCAAGAAUUUGCAAGAUACAGCAAGAUUGGAAGUUGAUAAAAUGAUGCUUACAGAUGCACCACUUUUAUUUCCUCCUGGGCAGUUGGCUUUGGCGGCUUUGCGUAACUCAAAUGCAUUCCAUAAAGUUCUUGACUUUGAUAGUUACCUGAGCAGCAUUUUUUCCCGUCAGAAUUCCAUGCAUACAAUGUCCGAGCUUUUUGAAUCACUGAAUGAAAUUGAUUCUUGGGUUAGAAAAUACAAAGUUCCUUCAGAGAAGGAAUUGAAGCAUAUCAACAGGAAACUGAAGUCUUGUUGGGGUCUUAGCUCCCAUGACGAGGGCAAGAAGCGGGAGAAGAAAUCAAAGCACAAGUCUAAAAAGAGCUCAAAUGAAGCACAAAAUGUGCCAUCUCUUGUAUAACUUUGUAUUCCUUUUAGUUGAGUUACUCAUCUUCUAAAAUUUGGAAUCGAAUUCUUUUGGUUUCUGUUUGGACAUGGAGAAUGACGUAUUGUCUUAAGUGAUUGAUAACAUAUUCCUCAUCCUUGAUGCAAGAGCGUUAGUGACCAAGGAAUCUUUGGAAAACUCCUUCGGUAGGCUUACAAGUGAAUCUGAUUCAAUGACGUUUGUUACUCCACUUAUGUCCGUCGAUUGCCGUUUGUAUGACUUAUUUAUCCCCAAAU